AUGAAGUACAUCCAGAAGCGUCUCUUCUCCCUCACGAGGAGAUGUCUCGAUUCGCUUGUCUUUGUGGAAACGGCUAGCGGAAAGGUUACCUCGGGGUCUCUUUCCACCAUCACAGCUGCAGCGCAAUUGGGUGAGCCUGUAACUGCGUUGGUUGCGGGAAGUGAAGGAGAAGGUGUUUCGAAGCAAGCUGCCGGUAUAGAAGGUGUUUCGAAUGUUCUCGUGGCCAAGGACGCCAAGUUUGAUCACUAUUUGGCGGAAGAGUUGUCGCCAUUGAUUAAAAGUGUCAUUGAAUCUCGUAAUUUUUCACACUUUGUCACACCAUCCUCAGCCGUUGGAAAGUCGUUGCUUCCACGUCUUGGAGCAAUUAUGGACCUCCAGCCGGUGAGCGAGAUCAUCAAGGUGGAAGCUAAGGAUACAUUUGUGCGCCCUAUAUACGCAGGCAAUGCAUUGGCGACGGUCAAGUCGAAUGAAAAGACAAUUCUUUUCAGUGUCAGACCUUCUGCUUUCGCUCCAGCUGCUACUGGUAGCGCUGAGGUUCCUAUAGAGGAGAUAAGUGCCGACACAGACUCACAGUCUCGGACGGAAUUUGUUUCAGAAGAUUUGGUUACUUCCGAAAGACCAGAUUUAGGUUCUGCUAAAAUCGUGGUAGCAGGCGGACGAGGACUUAAAGACAAGGAAACUUUCGACAAGUUGCUAGAGCCCUUGGCUACCAAGCUCAAUGCUGCCGUUGGAGCCUCUAGAGCAGCAGUAGAUGCUGGAUACUGUGAUAAUUCAUUGCAAAUUGGUCAAACAGGCAAGGUUGUGGCCCCGGAUUUGUACAUAGGUAUUGGUAUUUCCGGUGCCAUCCAGCAUUUGGCCGGAAUGAAGGACUCCAAGACCAUCGUUGCCAUCAAUAAGGACCCAGAAGCUCCACUUUUCAACGUUGCCGAUAUCGGGUUGGUAGCCGACUUGAACGAGUCGUUAGCCGAGUUGACGGAAAAGUUGUAA
Messenger RNA from Meyerozyma guilliermondii ATCC 6260, 987 nucleotides. RefSeq lists its product as uncharacterized. Lineage: Eukaryota; Fungi; Ascomycota; Pichiomycetes; Serinales; Debaryomycetaceae. The coding region runs from base 1 to 987 and encodes 328 amino acids. The record is from RefSeq and is a predicted model, not a curated record. The transcript has a single exon. Gene Ontology annotation, molecular function: flavin adenine dinucleotide binding; electron transfer activity. Gene Ontology annotation, cellular component: mitochondrion.